AUGUCCAUCUUCGCCAUCUUGUAUAAAGGGUUGUUCACCUUAAGAAUCUCGAGGUGUGUCUUUCAGGGCACGAAAGGACGUUUUAAUGGAGUUUCUGGUGAUAAAUCUGGAAAAGCAGAGGUAAAAAUUUUGUACUUAGGAUAUCCGACAAACAUGGUAUUCACAAACAGCUUAAUUACUGACUGUCUUUUUCAAGACCUUGGUCAUGAAGACAAUAGCUUUGCUUUGUCAUUUUGGUCUUAUAGCAAUGAGAAUUCCAUUUAUGUGGCGGGCGGAUUUUCGGUACAGCUACGUCAGGUGACAAUUAAUUCUACGUAUGGUUAUGCUUUCUUUGGAGCUGGACCUACUAAAAUAAAAUACACGGUUCCUGAUUUAAAGCUAUUCCUGGACCACUGCAUUCUAUCGAAUAACAGAAUUGGAAUAAGAAUGACAACAACUUCGUCACUUUGCCCUCCGCAUUACAGAGUAUGUCCAACUAGCAGCAAAAUAUUAUCUGUUAAACACAGUCUUUUCGUUGGAGGAAGCGAGACUCGACAGUUCGGUGACGCAAUCAGGCUACUAGUGGAUACACUCUUCUCUUUACACAGACCAAGUGAUCUCAAAUGCAAAGUUACUCUCGAAAACGUCACCUUUCAAGAAUUCCAUAACAGCGUUCUCUAUGUAGAAAUGCAAAGGAAUGUAACAGGCCUUAUUAACGUCACCAACUGCAAGUUUCUAAACAAUUCUUACUUUGCUUAUCACCUGGAUGAAAAACCCACUGUAAAUAUCAUAUUUAAAGAGGAGGACCCUCCAAAAUGCCUCAAUAGAACUCACAAUAGUAAAUUUUUGUGGUGUAACAAAACUCAGUUUCCGGUGAUAUUUGAAAACAGCAUAUUCCAAAAUAACGUUGCCAUCACAGGAGCAUUGAAUUUGUUCAAUGUAAACGCCACCUUCAAAAAUUGCACUUUCAAAGACAACGCAGGAUCAUCUCCGGGAGGACAUAUUUAUAUGAAAAUAGGUUACGGUAGUCUUAACAUCAUCAACAGCAACUUUCUUCAGUCACGUUUAAAACCACAUUCAAAUGUAGAGCCAUGGCGAAUUUCAAAUGAUGGAUGCUUUUUGUAUUCUGAGAGCGUUGGACCGGUCAUUAUUAGAAACUCGUCAUUUUCAGCAAACAUUAACAAGAAGUUCUACCCAAUCUUAGCUGUCACAAAGAGCAGUUUACUGUACGUAGAUGCAACUUCUACCAUUAAAUGUCCAUCUGCCAGGUGGCUUAAAAUGGAUAACAACCAAAAAACCAAGGGUUUUACGUUUACCAAAGGGGGCGAGACCUGUUGGAUUGACGUUAGAUACGUCAAAAUAUUUUGCGAAGAAUGUCCUUCUGGAUUUUAUAGUCUACAGAGAGGAUUUAUAUCUGGUUUAAAUAAAAAUAAAGAAACUAAAUGUCUCAAAUGUCCAUAUGGAGCGUCGUGUAAGAAUGGAAAAAUCAAGGCCAAAGAGAACUUUUUUUUUUUUUGGGCUUAA
This is a messenger RNA of Porites lobata, 1503 nucleotides long. Lineage: Eukaryota; Metazoa; Cnidaria; Anthozoa; Scleractinia; Poritidae. The record is from the annotation of a GenBank genome assembly.